UUGUGCUAGACCCUGGGGCCUUUGUCCCUGUAGUCAGGAGGUCUGAGGGGGUGGGGACAGUUGAUAAAAGCCUCCAGAGGCAGCUCCCACACCCAUGCUCAGAGCUGCUGCCCACAUGCAGGCCCGGACACAGCCCCUAGCCCAGGCCCUACCCUUCUCCCUCGGAGAGGCCCUGCGAGACACCGGCCUCCGAGGGCCAGUCAUGAAGAUGGGCACCAGGUGGGAGGGCCUGCAGCGGACCCUGAAGGAAGUCGCCUACAUCCUCCUCUGCUGCUGGUGUAUCAAGGAGCUGCUGGACUGAAGGCGGCAGGGAACUGCCUCCCUGCCAGCGCCAGGGCUGGUACUGCUCAGGUGGGCGGAGUAGGGCAAGCAGCAGGCACGGCUGCAGCCUGCUGGCCAGAGCGCUGCCUCUCAGCUUCCCAUUCUCUUCUUCAGCGCCCAGCCCAGCCCCCAUCAAGACCCCUGGGGCCAGCUGCACUUGACCAAAGAUGGGCCACAAACAAUGAGUGAAGUGUGCCUCCUGCUUUGAGUUGGUGCCAUCUGUCAGACCUGCCUCAUCUCUGGGCCUCCAUUCCCAGCCCCUACCUGGUGGAUCUCUGUGCACAGAAGCUUGGCCUGCUGGCUAGGACUCCAGCAAGACUGCAGCAGGACCUGGCACUCCUCCAAGCUUGGCACAGUGAGCCCACCAGCCCAGAUGGUUGGUCUUUAUCUUCUUAGUGCCAGGAAUGGGACUGCCCCCUAAUGUCUCUGUUUGAGAA
Molecule: messenger RNA, 758 nt
Organism: Rhinolophus ferrumequinum (greater horseshoe bat)
Lineage: Eukaryota; Metazoa; Chordata; Mammalia; Chiroptera; Rhinolophidae
Gene: LENEP
Product: lens epithelial protein
Exons: 1
Coding region: 95-301 (68 amino acids)
Biological process (GO): multicellular organism development
Source: RefSeq, a predicted model, not a curated record